Messenger RNA from Sapajus apella (tufted capuchin), 3454 nucleotides. It is a transcript of the gene ZBTB14, whose product is annotated as zinc finger and BTB domain containing 14. The record is from RefSeq and is a predicted model, not a curated record. The transcript has 3 exons. Bases 307 to 1656 code for a protein of 449 amino acids. Gene Ontology annotation, cellular component: nucleus. Gene Ontology annotation, biological process: regulation of transcription by RNA polymerase II. NCBI's taxonomy places the organism in Eukaryota, Metazoa, Chordata, Mammalia, Primates, Cebidae. Gene Ontology annotation, molecular function: protein binding; RNA polymerase II cis-regulatory region sequence-specific DNA binding; DNA-binding transcription factor activity, RNA polymerase II-specific.
GUUCGGGGCCGGCUAGACAUUCUGUGCUCGUGCAGGAGGAGGGCUGCUGCCAUCAGGGACGUGCACGAUUCCCCCACCCCGCCCCCUCCCCAAACUCCAAAAAAAAAUCCAAAACACACUGCCACCCACUGUGCCCCCGCGCCCCGAGUCCAUCCUGUCCCGGCCUGCGUUUGUUAGCGAGCGCGGGGAACCCACGGCAGUGUCUGUGGCUGUGCCAGGCUGCAGGUCUGGCGUGCUCCUGAUCAGAGUUACUCUGAUCUGAAGAUUUUGGUGUUUAAGGCAUUAAGAUAAAAGCCUGAGUUGUUCAUGGAGUUUUUCAUCAGUAUGUCUGAAACCAUUAAAUAUAAUGACGAUGAUCAUAAAACUCUGUUUCUGAAAACACUAAAUGAACAACGCCUGGAAGGGGAGUUUUGUGAUAUUGCUAUUGUGGUUGAGGAUGUGAAAUUCAGAGCUCAUAGAUGUGUUCUUGCCGCCUGCAGCACCUACUUUAAAAAGCUUUUCAAGAAGCUUGAGGUUGAUAGUUCUUCAGUCAUAGAAAUAGAUUUUCUUCGUUCUGAUAUAUUCGAAGAGGUCCUGAACUACAUGUACACAGCAAAGAUUUCUGUGAAAAAGGAAGAUGUUAACUUAAUGAUGUCAUCAGGUCAGAUUCUUGGUAUCCGAUUUUUGGAUAAACUGUGUUCUCAAAAGCGCGAUGUAUCCAGUCCCGAUGAAAACAAUGGUCAGUCCAAAAGUAAGUAUUGUCUCAAAAUAAAUCGCCCCAUUGGUGAUGCUGCUGACACCCAGGAUGAUGACGUAGAGGAAAUCGGGGAUCAGGAUGACAGUCCUUCUGAUGACACAGUAGAAGGCACCCCUCCAAGUCAGGAGGACGGCAAGUCACCCACCACAACGCUCAGGGUUCAGGAAGCGAUCCUGAAAGAGCUGGGGAGUGAAGAAGUUCGGAAGGUCAAUUGCUACGGCCAAGAAGUAGAAUCCAUGGAGACCCCAGAAUCAAAAGACUUGGGGUCCCAGACCCCUCAAGCCUUAACAUUUAAUGAUGGGAUGAGUGAAGUGAAAGAUGAACAGACACCAGGCUGGACAACGGCCGCCAGUGACAUGAAGUUUGAAUAUUUGCUUUAUGGUCACCAUCGGGAGCAGAUUGCCUGCCAGGCAUGUGGGAAGACGUUUUCUGAUGAAGGCAGAUUGAGGAAGCAUGAGAAACUCCACACAGCAGACAGACCGUUUGUUUGUGAAAUGUGCACAAAAGGUUUCACCACGCAGGCCCACCUGAAAGAACACCUAAAAAUCCACACAGGCUAUAAGCCCUAUAGCUGUGAGGUGUGUGGAAAGUCAUUUAUCCGUGCCCCAGACUUAAAGAAGCACGAGAGAGUUCACAGUAAUGAAAGACCAUUUGCGUGCCACAUGUGCGACAAAGCCUUCAAACAUAAGUCUCACCUCAAGGAUCAUGAAAGAAGACACAGAGGGGAAAAGCCUUUUGUGUGUGGCUCCUGCACCAAGGCAUUUGCCAAGGCAUCUGACCUGAAAAGGCAUGAGAACAAUAUGCACAGUGAAAGGAAGCAGGUUACCCCCAGUGCCAUCCAGAGCGAGACAGAACAGUUGCAGGCGGCAGCAAUGGCCGCAGAAGCAGAGCAGCAGCUGGAAACGAUAGCCUGUAGCUAGAGGCAGUGGGGCAGGGACACUUCGCCUGGGAAGUGGAGACUGACAUGAUGUGGAUCGUAAUGAAUGCCAGUUACUAUAUUUUUGUGGACAUGUAUGGAACAUUGUACUCACUGGACUUCAGGCAGUGCUUGGUUAGGUGUUUUUAAGACUUUUCAAGGAAAUGAUGUUCCUCGGUUCUGAGCAAACCGUUUCACUGUCCUGUCUGGUGUCUAGUAUUAAUGUUGCCAGUAAGCGCCCCCUCCCUCUUUUUGAUGAUUUUAAUUUGAGAACUCCUAUGUCCAGUUUAGAAGUGAGAGACUUCCAUUUUUUAUUUCUCUACACUCACCACCCUAGUGGGUGCCCUGCACAGAAUAAUAAUUAGGUAAAUUGAUUUCCUAAUCAUCAUAAUUCUAUGUGACUUAUGGUCAAAAGAGCAGUUUUAAUAACUUAAUAAAAGUACUUCAGAUAGACGCAGAAAAUUGGGGAGUGGUUGACCAAGAACACUGCGCAAAUAUAAAAACAAGUUCUGGGAAUGCAGAAUGGCAUUAGAUUUAUAUUUGGUUUGUUAAUUUUAUAUCACUGUCUUUCACUGUUUUUGUGGACAAAUAAUGGUUGCUUUGCUGGAGUGUUUCUUCCUCGAUUUUGAUUGCCCUGUACCUACCCCAGAAGCUAUAGUCACACAUCCUGAAGGCCGAGCAAACCUACCAGGAUGGUGGGGGGUCUUGGGGCCAAGCUCUUAGGUUCCUCUUAUUUGGGGCAGUGCCACUGUGCACCAGCUGGGAUUUGUGAGUGGACCCGUGGUAAGAAGAGUAGAAAAGGCUCUCAGAGAUAAGGUUUUAUAUGUGUAACAAUCCCAAGAUUUCCUAGAUUAAAAUAUUUCUUAAUUGAUUUUGAGAUUGGAUUUUUCUUUGGAAUCAAAAUUAGGACAAGAACAGAUACACUUCUUCAGAUACAUUUGUGAAACUUGACAGAAUGUCAUCAAGCUUUGGGGCUUCUGGUGCACAUGAUUUAUCCAUAAAGGAGAUGCAGUAUGCUUACUUAAAUUAAUAAAUUUAAAAUCUUUUAAGUGUGUAAAUAAUAGUGUUGGUCUUAAGUAUUUCAAGUAAAAGUAGACAGCUGCACUUUUUUUGCACAUUGGAUUAAAAUAACUUCCAUCAGCAACAAACAUCAGACUGUUUUUAACAAAUAUUAAAGAUUGUCAGACCAAAUGUUUUCUGUUUUUGAAGUAUAUUUCAUCGCUGGUUACAGUUUUAAACAGAAGUUGAUGCCUUUUCAUAGCCGUGAAUGAGAAUUAUAAGCUCUGUUCCAGUUUUGGUAUAGUGAAUGUUCUUUUAACCAUCUUUAGUACUAUAUUGAAUUGCCAACAAUAGUUUGAAUUGUGUUCUGUAAAAAAGUAUUAGUCAAUUAUUUUACAAUAUGUAGAAUUGUAGAAAAUGUCAAUUUUUCAAAUUCAUUUUUCAUUGCUAGGAUUUCUUUUAAAAAUACAUUAAAGUAAUUUUAUUUCAUAGCUUGUUGCAUUAACACCUGUAAUUCUAUCGUGAGAGAAAUUUUGUUUUUUUUAAUUGGUGUGUAUGUUAUGCCCAAGAUGUUAGGAUGGAGAUGCUACCUUUUUAAUAUUUUUAUUUAUUGGUAAAAUGUUCUAAAAGUAAUUCUGUCACUGUGUUUUUAUGCUAUUUAUAGAAGGGGAACUGAUUGCUGUUCCCAGGCUGUUUUAAUCAAAGCAAAGGAAAAAUUAUUGAACAUCUUGUCGAGAGCUACUUCAACAAACCAUAUUUUAGGCCUUCAUUUUUUGUAUGUAAAAGAAAAUAUACUUCUGUCA